AUGGCGCUCCCUCCUCCUGGUCUGGGUGGGGGAGGACCUCGUGCCGGUCCUCCCCCGGGGUUCGCCAGUAUGGCUCUUAACAAUGGACCAGCCACUGGGGGUGGAGCCAACGAUUCAUCAGCUCUAGCCAUUGUCAAAGCUCAGAUUGUAUUCUUGCUCUCCUCGAUGACAGAAGAGAGCUUUGAAAGAACAUCGAAAGAGCUCAAAAGCCAUUUUCUUAGACGAGCGGCAAUGGCAUGUCAAGCUAUCAUGCAAGAGGCCAUACGACAUUAUCAACAGUACAUGGACGAUCCGGCUGCUCCUCCAUUGGAGUUACCCAAGAGUUCUAACAGUGCAUUGGCAUGGCGACUUCUCCUCGUGGAGGCUGUGAGAGCAGCUAAGGAUAUCUCUCUCGCUCCUCAUUUCGCCGUUGUCAUGCUCUCCUCAUAUCAAUCCACUGCUCUACCCUUACCUCACCUUCGCAUUCUCGGUUUAUCUCCUUCACUAGAUUUUUCUCUCUCCGCCUACGCCUUAGCUACUCCUCAUAUCUUUCCACCUACUCAUCCAGCGCAUGAAUCGGUUGUCAAUCUCCUCCGACAAUCUCUUGGCAGAACCCUCGAUCUUCUCCGCGCUCCUAAUCUCCCAUUCUGGUACAUAGACACAAUACCUCACCACCCACCCAUCAUUGACGAUCUCACAUUACAAGAAGCCAGAACUAUUAUACUCGCCGUUUAUCCUAAAUCAUCUUCCUCUGGACAAAACUCACCUUCCCGAUCUCCUUCACCCGCAAACCCGACCUCUCCCCAUCCGUCCUUCCUUUCAUCCCCCCAAAGAGGAGCUUUACUCAAUGCUCUGACGAUCAAAUUUUCAUCACCGGCUAUCAUCCUUCAAACCCUCUCAGCUCUCUCCCCAGGGGGCAGACCAGGAAGUGCAGAAGCUAUACCUCUCGAGGAUAUACUGUUCGAGCUUGGAGAAAACCUCACACAGGAUGAGGGAACAGUUGAGGCAGUGAUCACGCGAUGGUGGGCGCGAUGGCUGCUUGAAGGACCUCGAGAAGAGGUAGAGCAAAGAGUGACAGAAGAAGCCAGCAGAACAGUGUUGGGCUUAUGCGAGGGAAUGCGGGAUGGACGCAUCACAGAUGUUCAUGGAGUGGUCAAAGGUCUGAGUGCGAUCGACACCAUCAACUGGUCUCACGUGCUGAAGUCUUUCGACGCACCUUCCAAUAUCCUCGCUCAACAUUCGUCCGGACAGCUUUUGCUCGCCCUGUUGUUGAUCCCGCCGCAAAACCCACAUCCUCCCAUUGCGGGUCUCUAUCCCGCCGCCGCCGAUCAACCUAUGUGGGCCAACCUAUCAAACCUGGUCGCAAUCACUCAACGCUUGACUUCCAUCCCACCAGACGUAUGCCCUAUUUUCACGAUAGACAAUCCUCCUUCUCCUACCUCCUUCGCCCGCGUUGUCGACCCUCCAAUCAAUGAAUCCUCCAUGAGCAAAGUGGCCCGUCAACAAGCUCGCGAGAUUCAGGGAGCAGGCGUCUUCAAUGCCCUCGGUCUGUUGCAAGUGCUGUUCGCUGCGUGCAGUGUGGGUGACGGGGACCAAGAUGGCAGUGAACUUGCCAAUGCUGCUUCUCAGAUCCUGGAGCGAGCCACCAACCUUGCACCGGAGCUGGUCUUGCUGGCAACUGAGAAACUCCCUCAACCUCUUCCGGCUGCAAUUGCUGAGCUGCAAACUCGGCUACUGGCUUUAUAUCUUUCUACCCCACCCGCCAACAUCACUGCCUCACAACUUGUUUUCCAUCAAAUGUGGCAAAACAACCCAGACUAUCUAAUGUCAAUAUUACUCGAGUACUACGGAGAGGAUGAGCACAAUCUGAGCAGAGUCGUGGAGAUCGGCAUCGAGAUAAAGAUCCUGGAUAAACUCCUUGCCUCAAGUAAUUUGCAUUUUUCAUUCGAUGUUGCCGCCCUCGUAUCGAACAAAGACUACCUGAAUCUGGAAGAGUGGCUUUCCGACGGUGUCGCCGUGAACGGCUCUGACUUCCUGCAUGGCAUUUUCGACUUUGUUGAACACAAAAUCCGAUUGGAAUCAGAUCAUAGUCAUCUUCCCGAAAGCUCCCCUCCCCUUCUUGACACGCUAGGAGAAGAUGUCUACUCCAUUUUCAUCCGGGUAGUUCGAAAUGCCGACAACCUCACCCCCGAUGACAUUGCUCGCUUCAAAAACCUUCGAACCGAAAUCCUCAUCCUCCAGCCGCGUUUGCUCAACUUACGACCGGGCAACAAUGACGAGCAUGGCUUCCAUGUCGCCAAAUUCAAUGCCGAAAUGCGAGAACGGGUGGACGAAAUGUACCGACGCAUGUACAGCGAAGAGAUCAAAUUGGACGAUAUCGUCGCAGACCUCAAGAAAUGCAAAGAGUCGGAAGACGAUACAGAUCGGGAAUUAUUCGAUUGUGCUCUUCAUUCGCUUUUCGACGAGUACAAAUUCGUUCGCUCAUAUCCUCCUAAAGAACUGGCGAUGACUGGGAUACUGUUCGGCGCUAUCAUCGACGAGCGAUUAGUCAAGGACACACCAGCUUUCGUAGCUACGCGAUACGUACUGGAUGCUUGCAAGUCAUCUCCACAGGAGAAAUUCUAUCAGUUCGGUAUCAACGCCCUCAGUGUCCUUCGCCGAUCACUGGUCGAUUUUCCAGGUCUGUGUCGAUCCCUUCUCGAGAUACCGGCCAUACAUGAGUCUCAUCCGGUCCUCGUGAACGAGAUCACAUCCGCGUUGGCCGAGAGAGAGGAGAUGGACCAACAGGGUGGCAUCAAACUCGCUUUCCCCGCUCUCAAACUACCAAUUCUCAUCGAAGAAGGCGAUGACGAGUUCAGGGAGCCAGAUCCCAAAAAACGCGACGCAAUCAUGUUCAUCAUCAAUCAAGUCUCAGCUUCGAAUUUUGAGACCAAGAGCCAAGAUCUGGCAAAACUUCUUGAGGAUCAGUGGUCGCGAUGGUUUGCACAUUACUUUGUCGAUGUGCGGGUCAGCUUGGAACCCAACAUGCAGCCGACGUAUGUUGAGAUUAUGGAUGCCCUUCAUUCUGCCGUCUUCGAAAAACAUGUUCUGUGGGAGACUUACCGCAAGGCUCGCGACCUGUUAAACUCUGAGCAAACACUCGCCUCCUCUACCGAGCGGGUCCUCCUGAAAAAUAUCGCGAUAUGGUUGGGGAAAAUUACCCUCGCCCGUAACAAACCAAUCAGAAUCCGCGAAUUGUCCCUCAAAGACCUCCUCAUUCAAGGCUAUGACAACAAGCGACUCAUCGUGGCAUUACCAUUUGUCUGCAAUGUACUCGCCUGCUGUCGCUACUCGAUCGUUUUUCACCCUCCCAAUCCGUGGCUGGUCGGUAUUCUCAGCUUGUUGGUCGAGUUCUACCAUUAUGCCGAGCUUCGACUCAAUCUCAAAUUCGAAAUCGAGUUGCUUUUCUCUGCGUUGGAGAUCCAACUCGCGUCAAUAGAGCCGGCCAACGUUCUCAGAGUUCACGUCCCUCCACCUGCACCUGGUCCAGAUGUGCCCAAUCGUCUUGAACUCGAGCUCCACAGGGCAAUGUCAGAGAUGAUAGGUGGCACACAACGCUUCAAUGAGCCGCCGGUCAACGAUGCUAUGGCUCGCAUACACCAGAUCCAAUCCGAACAGGCUGUCGCUGCCGCACAUGAAGCGUUCCUGCGCCGGGUAGACGAGUUGAUCUCGCAACUUCCAGAGCAGCUCAUCUUCAGCCCAGACUACCCAAUCUUCCAAGCUCCUACCCUGAAGCGGGUUGUGCAUCACUCAAUCGAUCGAUCCAUUCGGGAGAUCAUUACGCCUGUCGUCGAACGCUCAGUUACCAUAGCGGGCAUCUCGUCUCGAGAUCUGGUAUCAAAAGAUUUUGGUAUGGAGGGCGAUCCGGCAAAGCUCCGUCAUGCUGCCCAUUUGAUGGUCCAGAAUCUGGCCGGCAGCCUGGCCAUGGUCACUUGCAAAGAGGCUCUGCGCACCAGCAUGAUUGGCAACGUGCGAGCCAUGCUAGCGCAGAACGGAUACACAGAUGAGAACAUGCCAGACAUGAUGAUUCACGGUGUUGUCAACGACAAUCUUGGUCCGGCUUGCGCCAUCGUUCGAAUUGCUGCUAUGGAAAAGGCAGCCAAAGAUAUCGACGUCAAUCUCGGUCCGCAAUACGCUGCGAGGAAGGCUCACAGAGAGUCGCGAAAUCAACAACCAUUUUACGACCCCGCUUCGUUCUCUGUCGUCAUUUCCAACGCCGCACUACCGGAUCCUUUGAGGUUGCGGAGUGGCGGGCUCAGUGCUGCUCAGGCUAGGGUAUAUGAGGAUUUCAGUGAACCUCCCAAGCUGGCUCAAGCAUCUGGCCCCAUGAACGGCGAUCAUCUUACGGCAUCUUAUCGUGAACUGAGCAUUCAAGAUUCGCUCAUCCCCGGUGACAUCAAACAUGGACCUUCACCUCGACCUUAUUUGACCGACGAGGUUGAACGGGUGGCAUCACCUGCUUCAGUCACUUCUCAAGCCAAAAUGCUCGAAAAAUUCCACGAUAUAGUCGGUGAGAUCGAACGACUCAUUGCCGAAGCUCAAGUCGACGACAUCUCGGAGCUUCCGCCCAAUCACGAGAUCCGUUCGUUGGUUCAUGCCAUCGUGCUCCGAGCAGCGCAGUCCUCGGACAGGGAGGCGACUGUUUUGAUGUCUGCACAGAAGACCGUGCAACUCUUAUACAAGUCCAAAUCUCCGCUCGGAAGGGACGUCUAUACCCUGAUGCUGCAGAGGUUGUGCGAGUUGUCCGGCAAAGUGGGAAAAGAAGUCAGGCAGUGGGUCAUAUACUCGGACGAUCUGCGAAAACUCAAUGUGCCCGUGACUGUCAAUCUCAUCAGAGCGUCAUUCGUCCAAGCCGCGGAGCUGGAUGCUCAAAUUGCCAAUCUCCUCCUUCGCUCUUCCACUCCAGAAGUCAUCACGUACGCCGCGGAACUUAUUCGUCACUGUUGCCUCAUCGAUCAUCCUCUGGUCCCCCGCAACGGCUUUGCCGCCACUCUUACGGCUCUCGUCAAUCUCCACGACAGUGGGCAGCCCAUGAGGGUCGUCGAUGACUUACUGGAUGAUCUCCGUGUCGGACGUGAUCGAUUACGUGAUACCCCAGUUAUAUCCAAUGGCGACGACGAACAUAAACCCGCUGUCGAUGCCAAGUUGUCCGAGCGACUCGCCCACUUCUUCCUCGACUGGGUACGGGUCUUCAGAUCCAGCAAGAAUCCAGAAGCUGCUUUCGUUCCGUACAUUCAGUACCUUCAGAAAGAGAAUAUUCUCAGCGGCGAAGACGUCUCCUCAGCCUUCUACCGUACGGCCAUCAAGACAGCAAUCGACCUGGACUCUUCUCGUAACGCCGAUGGACAGCUACAAUUCUUUGGUACCGAUUCGUUGGCAAAACUCAUCAUCCUCAUCGUCAAGAACUAUGGCGACAAGAGCGGGGCUGCGAGCGUUUCACGCGCAGUGUACUAUUAUAACAAGAUCAUGACCAUCAUGUCGUACUCUCUCGUUCAAACUCAUCUAGAGCAUGGCGAGAAUUUCGAUCAACGCCCAUGGACGAGGUUCUUCACCAGCAUGUUGAGCGAGCUAGGAUCUCUGGAACGAGGUCUACCGGACACAUUCCAUGGGUGCAUGAAACACUUCGCCAACUCACUCGGCAUCACUCAACCCGUAUAUGCCCCAAGAUUCGCCUUUGGUUGGUUUUCCAUCGUCACGCACAGGCUUUUCAUGCCCAAAAUGCUGCAAGGACCGAGAGACGACGGUUGGUCGGAAUAUCAUCGAUGCCUCAUGUGGAUGCUUCGUUUCUUAUCACCCAUGCUCAAGACGGGUGAUAUGACAGCUUCGUCAAGAUUCCUCAUCCGUGCUACCCUUCGUCUUAUGCUCGUUCUCCUUCAUGAUUUCCCUGACUUCUUAUCCGAGUUCUACCAUACGCUCUCAACUGCCAUCCCCACCACUAGCGUCCAGAUGCGAAACGUCGUCCUCUCCGCUUUCCCAUCGUCUGAAGCGCCUCUCCCUAGUCAUUACGCCUCCCUUGCGGAACUUGUCCCGCUCAUGCAACGAUUCCCUACAGUUCGCUCGGACUACGUCUCCAUUCUCAAUUCCGGCAAUCUCAAAGCUGGCAUCGACCAAUUCGUACGAAAUGGUCAACCCACCCCACAGAUCCUCGCUGGUGAACUCAAGAACCGCAUAGCCGUCAAGACUCUCGCAUCGGAUGGAACACCGACCAUCACAUGGAAUCAUACCAUGCUUCAUGCUGUCACCUUUUACCUCGGUACUUCAGCUAUCGGUCGUCGUGCGAGCCAAUCAGGUCAUGCAUCAUUCGACCCGCGUGCGGGUGAAGUCACUCUUCUGACUCAUCUGGCUAUAGUUCUUCCGCCAGAAGGACAAUACUAUCUUUUAUCUGUCAUUGCGGAUCAACUUCGUUAUCCCUCCGCUCACACUCUAUUCUUCAUUUCUUACGUCCUCUAUCUAUUUUCCGCCUCUUGCCGUUCAGCCACCGAGACGCCAAAUGAUUUGGCCGAACGUAUCGCCCGUAUCCUCCUCGAGAGGGUUUUGGUCAAGAAGCCUCACCCGUUCGGGUUGGUGGUUGCGUUCAUCGAGUUGCUCGAUAAUGACCAAUACGGGUUUUUCGAUCAAGGUUUUAUCAAGGCAGAACCGGAAGUAGCGGCACUCUUCUCGCAAGCUAGGGGUAAUUUUAAACGCCAUCAGGUGUAAUACGGGAUCUUUGGUUUUCAAUCGCAUAGGGAUCCCAAUUUUAGACUGAUUCUCUUACUCUGGGUAUUGGUCAUCUGGUCAUUUGUGUUCAACAAGCAUCGUCGCAUUCCAACAUCCGAACCUAUCCUAUACCCCUCUUUCCAUCAACGCUGUAUGUUUUAAAUGAAGUGAUAAGAAGAAAUAAACGAUUAUACCCUGUGUUUGGUUGGAGAAGGACCUUAAAACGCUCUAAUGCGAAUGCAGAGUGGAGAUGGGAGAGAAGGAAGGGCGAGGGGGAGAGUGAUGUAAGCUUCAGGUCGGGGCGGAAGCCUCGGUUGGAGUAGUGUACAGUUUUUAAAGGGAAUUACUCGAUUUAACUCGAUCCAAAUGCAAUGCAUGGCAUGUAGUGUG
This is a messenger RNA of Tremella mesenterica DSM 1558, 7104 nucleotides long. RefSeq lists its product as uncharacterized. The record is from RefSeq and is a predicted model, not a curated record. The transcript has 6 exons. Gene Ontology annotation, biological process: nuclear-transcribed mRNA catabolic process, deadenylation-dependent decay. Bases 1 to 6714 code for a protein of 2237 amino acids. Lineage: Eukaryota; Fungi; Basidiomycota; Tremellomycetes; Tremellales; Tremellaceae. Gene Ontology annotation, cellular component: P-body; CCR4-NOT core complex. Gene Ontology annotation, molecular function: molecular adaptor activity.